UUAAUUAUGCAUCAAUCUAAUACAUAAUGUUGAGUUAAUAUCGCAACGAAGGUUUCUGUACCGUGCAUUGAACAUGAAGCUUAUUUAGGAGCAAGAGAGUUUGCUAAGCGACAGAGAACAACAACUGGAAGAACAGCAGGUAGUGAUCAACACUCUACAGGAAAAGCUAAAGGCGAGUACGAGUCAGCAAGAAGAACAAGUGCAAGCAUCUGAGGUAGCUACUAGUGCGGUUGCUGAUACGGAAGAGGAGGAAGACGUGGAAGAAGAAGACGACGAGAGAACAGAAACUUCCUGCAUGGAAAUACAAACAGAUCCUGUAAAAUCGCCAUCCCCUGUACAGAUUGUGGACUUGGCCAGGGAAAAAGAGCUGAAGUCAAGGAUAGCCGAAUUAGAACAUGCCUUAGAGAUGAAGAACGAUCUCAUAGAGAAAUUGCAUGAACAGCUACCGGAUAAGUCCGGCGAAGAUAUAUCGAUGAAAAAGAAGGACAGAUCACAAAGCAUAACGGGCGGUGGCGUUUUCCAAAACUUCGUGAGUCAAAUGAAGGACAAGCGUGAUGAAGCCAAUGAAAGAAGUAAAAAGAAAGAGGUGGAAAGGAAAGCAGAAAAAGCUGCUAAGGAUGCUGCUCGAGAGCUUAUCAAAGAGAGAUCACCAAUGCGCUCGAAGUCACCGUCGUUGCUGACACGCCUUCGCGAUCGCAGUCCUGUAAAGACACGAUCACCUGUGGAUAAUUUAGAAACAACACCAUCGUCUUCAAGCAGUGAAGAUAUCGUUUGUACAGAACACCUUGUAAGGAAUGCAGAAGAUGAGAAGGACAAUAUGGGUCGCUCGUUUUUCAAAUAUCGGCUGUCCAAACUGUGGGCAUGUUUUGGUUUUCGUCUGCAGCUUACCGCAUUCAAUCAAAAACCGUCUUUUCCCAGUUGCUAG
Molecule: messenger RNA, 925 nt
Organism: Cylicostephanus goldi
Lineage: Eukaryota; Metazoa; Nematoda; Chromadorea; Rhabditida; Strongylidae
Source: the annotation of a GenBank genome assembly